Molecule: messenger RNA, 456 nt
Organism: Chrysochloris asiatica (Cape golden mole)
Lineage: Eukaryota; Metazoa; Chordata; Mammalia; Afrosoricida; Chrysochloridae
Gene: NPC2
Product: Niemann-Pick disease, type C2
Exons: 4
Coding region: 1-456 (151 amino acids)
Biological process (GO): intracellular cholesterol transport; cholesterol efflux
Molecular function (GO): cholesterol binding
Source: RefSeq, a predicted model, not a curated record
AUGCGUUGUCUAGCUGUGGUGUUCCUGCUCCUGGUGCUCAGCGCCGCUUCCUUAGCCGAACGGGUGAAAUUCCAGGACUGCGGGUCUGUGGUCGGAGUUGUACAGGAAGUGAAUGUGAGCCCAUGCCCCACUCAGCCAUGCCAGCUGGUCAGAGGACAGUCUUACAGUGUUAAUGUCACCUUCACCAGCAAUACUUAUUCCAAAAACAGCACAGCCUUGGUGCAUGGCAUUGUGAUGGGUCUCCCAGUCCCCUUUCCCAUCCCUGUGCCUGAUGGUUGUAAGAGUGGAAUCAGCUGCCCCAUUCAAAAAGACAAGAGCUACAACUACUUGAACAAACUGCCAGUGAAGAACGAAUACCCCACUAUAAAGCUGUUGGUGAAGUGGGAGCUUCGGGAUGACAAAGAUCAGUGUCUCUUCUGCUGGGAAAUCCCAUUACAAAUCGUAUCCCAGAGAUAG